UUGUAAGUGAGAAAGACAAAACAGCGUGAAUGUGCCACUCACUGUUACUGUUACUGCUCUUUCUCACUCUUCUUUUCCUUCUCUUUGAAUAUCGUGCCAAAAUUUCCAAACACAGAUAUCAUAAUAACGGAAGAGCUUCUAUUUUUUGUGAUUGGAGAGAGAGAGACAGAAAGAUGGAGAGUGGGAAUGGGAAGAGAGCACAGGAAGAAGCAGGCCCUUCAUCUGGGAUUGAUGAAAGCAAACAGGAAGUGACUGGAAAAGCAAGUGAUGUUUAUGAUCACGCUAGAGAAGAGGAGGAAGAAGCAGAGGAAGAGGAAGAAGGAGCCAUUCACCAUAAUAAAAAUGCUGUCUUUGUUCCUGGGCCUCUUCUUUCUCUCAAGGAACAGAUCGAACGAGACAAGGAGGACGAAAGCCUAAGGAGGUGGAAGGAGAAGCUGUUGGGUUGCUUGGAAAGUGAUUUAGAUGAUAAAUUGGAUCCUGAAGUGAAAUUCCACUCCAUAGGAAUUCUCUCCGAGGAUUUUGGUGAAAUUGUUACUCCUUUACCUGUGGAUGAAAAACAGAAUGGUUGUACCCUAUUCACUCUCCGGGAGGGGUCUCGCUAUCAGCUUAAGCUAAAAUUUAGUGUUCUGCAUAACAUUGUGUCUGGCUUGACAUACUCCAACAGUGUGUGGAAAGGAGGGCUUCAAGUUGAUCAGAGCAAAGGAAUGUUGGGUACAUUUGCUCCUCAAAAGGAGCCAUAUGUAUAUGCCUUGAAGGAGGACACCACUCCCUCUGGUGCACUUGCAAGGGGUGUUUACUCGGCCAAACUUAAGUUUGAAGAUGAUGACAGAAGGUGUCACAUGGAACUCAAAUAUUUAUUCGAGAUAAAAAAGAGCAGCUAAUCCGGGUUUUCUGGCACAUUGUUUUUAUGUAUCAUUUAUCAUUCUCCCAAAAUCCUUAGUUAUAUUUCUGAACAUGUUUUUAUGCGACAGCUUUGUAUUCCUAAUACACACAAAGGGAGUGGACUCCUUUAUGAAAUUGUGAUGACUUAUUUUAAGAACUAGAAAGUGUUUAUUCUGAACAUUUGCCAAAACUAAACAAAAUUUGACCUUAUAAUGAGGAUGAAUUUUAAAGA
Cajanus cajan (pigeon pea) is the source of this 1114-nucleotide messenger RNA. Its product is annotated as rho GDP-dissociation inhibitor 1. The record is from RefSeq and is a predicted model, not a curated record. Gene Ontology annotation, molecular function: protein binding; Rho GDP-dissociation inhibitor activity. Gene Ontology annotation, biological process: Rho protein signal transduction. NCBI's taxonomy places the organism in Eukaryota, Viridiplantae, Streptophyta, Magnoliopsida, Fabales, Fabaceae. Gene Ontology annotation, cellular component: cytosol; membrane; cytoplasm.